AUGAAAAAGUAACGAGUUAUUAAUAUAGUCUUGCUCGUAGGAUUGAGGAGUCUUGCUAUUCUUUAUCGAGGUGCAACGAGCGGCGAGUGCGGCUACCCGGGCGCCCCGGCCCACAGCUCGGUGCGCUUUAACGGCGGCGCGGACGACGUCGUGGACGAGGAGGACGGGCCGGCGAGCUCGCCCUUUCCAACCGGCACAGUGGCCACCUACGCCUGCGAGCGGGGCUUCGAGCUACUCGGGCCGGCCAGGCGACAGUGCCGGGAGGACGGGACAUGGAACCCCGAGGGAGUGCCCUUUUGCGUGUUGAACGUGGCGGCCGGCAAGGCUCCGAUGCAGUCCAGCCGGGCCGACAGUGGGAUUCCCCAGUUGGCGGUCGACGGUAGCAGCGCGCAGGCGUACACGCCCCAAACUUGCACCUUGACGACCCCCGAGCCGAGGCCAUGGUGGUACGUCAACCUCUUGGAGCCGUACAUGGUGCAACUGGUGCGACUCGACUUUGGAAAGUCCUGUUGUGGUGACGGACUGCCGGGAACGAUAGUGGUGCGAGUGGGCAACAACCGACCGGACUUGGGGACGAAUCCGAUCUGCAACCGGUUCACCGGUCCCCUCGAGGAGGGCCAGCCGCUCUUCCUGCCCUGCAACCCACCGAUGCCCGGCGCCUUCGUCUCGGUCCACCUGGAAGCCGCCUCGCAGACCCCCUUCCCCGUGCAGCUGUCCCUCUGCGAGGCCUUUGUCUACACCGAUCAGGCCCUGCCGAUCGAGCGUUGCCCGCAAUUCCGGGACCAGCCUCCAGGCUCGACGGCCACCUACAACGGCAAGUGCUACAUAUUCUACAACAGGCAGCCGCAGGCGUUCCGCGACGCCCUGGCCUUUUGCCGAGCCAGGGGCGGUUCCCUCGUGGACGAGAGCAACCCCGCCCUCCAAGGCUUCGUUUCCUGGGAGCUGUGGAGGCGACACAGGAGCGACACGUCGAGCCAGUACUGGAUGGGGGCGGUGCGCGACCCCAAGGACAGGACGGUCUGGCGGUGGACGGGCAGCGGUGACGAGAUAUCCGUGUCCUUCUGGAGUCUGCCCCAGGGCACCGAGGAGGACUGCGCGCGCUACGACGGCAGCCGCGGCUGGCUAUGGUCCGACACGCCCUGCACGGCACGGCUCAACUACAUCUGCCAGCACCAGCCGCGAGCUUGCGGGAGACCCGAGCAGCCACCGAACUCUACCAUGGUAGUAACCAACCCACCGAGUGACAAUAAAAACAACAACAACAACAACAACAACAGUCCAUCGCGGCAUUACCAGGUUGGGACGAGCGUCGAGUACGCCUGCGACACCGGGAGCCUCCUCAUCGGCCCGACGAGCCGCAAGUGCCUCGACACCGGCUUCUACGACGAGUUUCCCCCGGUUUGCAAGAGCAUAGAGUGCGGAUACCCGGCCAACAUUAAACACGGGGGCUACAGCCUCAUCAACAACACGGUCACGUACCUCAGCCAGGUGCUCUACACGUGCGAGGAGGGCUUCGAGAUGACCGGUCGAGCGAGACUGACGUGCGACAUAGACGAGCGGUGGAACGGUCCGCCGCCGCGUUGCGAGCCGAUCAGGUGCGAUCCCCCGGCGCUCGUGGCCCACAGCCAGAUCCAGAUCGACGAGAUCGACAUCGAGGACGUGACCGAGGCCGGCGGAUCCAAGCCAACCUCGAUCGGCAACUCGACCAACCGGAGCCUCUUUGUCGGCAGCAUCGUCACCUACACCUGCGACAAGGGCCACAAGCUCACCGGCAAUCGGCAGCUCCUCUGCCUACCGAGCGGCUCCUACGACCGGUCCGCCCCCACUUGCACUGAGGAGUCCCAGAGCACGGUGUCGCCGAGCGCGUCCAAACCGACGACCCGGACGUCGAACACGCGUGGCCGGCAGCCACCCUUCGUCCCGACGCGGGUGCGCACCACCGCCUCGACGCCCCAGGCGACCAGUCCACCGGCCACGACCACCACCACUCACCGCGUCCAGCCGACCCACCCGCGCAUCAACAAGCCCCAACAGCCCGAGCAGCCGGCCACCGUCCAGGAGACCGUUCACAAGAGGCCGAGCAUCGGACUCCAGAGGCCGGCGGCCCCGACCACCACCACGACGACCACCUCCGAGCGCAGCUCGCCGGUCCUGCUCAAGGACGAGGGUAGCGAUCACCCCCAGGACAACGAGAUCUCGGGCAGCGGGGUCGACAACGCGCACGCGGAGAUCGGCGCCGGGGUUCCAGAGCCCAACGGCCCGUACAGGAUCAACCGGGCCGACCAGCCAGCCUCCCAGCACGCCAGGCUCAACCUCACCGUGGUCGUCUUUCUGGGUGCCACGGUGGGUAUCGUCAUCCUCACCGUCAUCAUCGUUUCGAUCUUUAUGAUCGUUCGCAAGAACUGCAACAGCGGGAGCGGCAAGCACUACCGGCACCGCGCCUCCCCGGACUGCAACACCGUGGCGAGCUUCGACAGCGGCUCGUCGGGCAGCCGGGGCAACCUGAACCGCUACUACCGGCAAGCCUGGGAGAACCUCCACGAGUCGUCGGCGGGUACCAACUCGAAGCUCGGCUCCGGGGUGGCGAGCCACGCUCCCCUACGGCGCAAGGAGACCCUAGACGAGCCGGCCUACCGGGACAACUACACCGGGACGGGCCGCAACAACGGCACCUCCACCACCACCACGAACAUGGAGCGCGACGGCUCGGAGCUCGUCGUCAGCGACGCCUACGCGGCCAAGAGCAACAACGGCAGCGCCGACAACAAGAAGAGACACCACCACCACCACCACCACCACCACUCAUCAUCGGCCACCCCGUACCAGCCCUCGUACUACCGGUACUGAGCCGCACCCACCA
This is a messenger RNA of Copidosoma floridanum, 2860 nucleotides long. RefSeq lists its product as uncharacterized. The record is from RefSeq and is a predicted model, not a curated record. Lineage: Eukaryota; Metazoa; Arthropoda; Insecta; Hymenoptera; Encyrtidae.